Molecule: messenger RNA, 1287 nt
Organism: Sorghum bicolor (sorghum)
Lineage: Eukaryota; Viridiplantae; Streptophyta; Magnoliopsida; Poales; Poaceae
Exons: 6
Coding region: 539-955 (138 amino acids)
Source: RefSeq, a predicted model, not a curated record
AAGCCCCUGCUGCGGUUGGCUCUGGCGCUCUGCCUCCUCCCCACAGGGCUCUGGUCCAUGGACCUGGUCUUCGCGGCGCGGCCGUGGGGCCGGCAACGCCUCGUGAGCCAAACCAAACCAAACCGUCUCUUCCUCCUUCCGCGGUUACCCCUCUCCUCCCUUCCACCACUUCCCAACUCCCUCCCUCCCUCCUCCCGUCCGUUGCUCCUGCCCGCGCCUCCACCAGUCCGUCGAUAAAGCUGCGGCAUUGGGACGGCGGGAGGUACAAGGAGCUUUCCGCUCAUUGCUUCCCCAUCUCGUGUAGGCUCUCCACUCCGCACUCCCACGCCUGAUACCAUUCCGCCGCCGCCGCCGCCUCUGAACCCACGGUGCGGCGGAGAUCCAGCCGGGCCUGGAUCGGCCUACUCCGACACUGCUUUGUGAAGAUAAACAAGACUGCUUGCUGUCUGCUGGGAAGUGGACUAAGCUCACGGCUGAUAUCAUCUGCCUUGAAGGAACCAGUGGGAGAAAAGGGAGUGGACAGGGCCCAAUCAGAAGCAUGGACAAAACUGCCAAUGUGGUAUUGGAUAUUGAAGGUCUGCCUCAACCACCUGAUAAAUGCUGCUCCGGAAGUCCAAAAAUGAUUAGGGCCUUAUCACGCAAGGGUUCAAAUAGGAUGGAAAGGAGGGGCAGUGAUGAGCUGGAGCAAGAGGAUUUGGCGAAAAAACUUAUCAUCAAAGUUGUGCCGUCUCAACUGGAGCAGCCCCUGGGCCAGAUCAAGGCUCUGGUUGCUCCACAUUGUACUCCCUGCACACCUGUUCUUAUUGAUUCUGGGGAAGGAAGGAGCAAAAGGUUCAGCCGAUUCACGUCUAUCAACCCUCGGAAAAUCCUCCUCUUAUUCGCAACGCUGUCGAGUGUGGGGACGACAAUACUGAUCUACUUCACACUGGCAAUCAACAGCAAAGCGGAGGCGUAGUCGUUUGCAGACACCACCACCAUUUGCUUCGGCGGCAGCAGCAGUACAUUCCGAGCUUGAGUUUUUCUCGAUUUGUUUGUGGGGGGAAGAAGAGGACCAGAUCAGAUGCAGCCAGUUUCAGGUGUCUCCGUGUCUGUAUCCGUGACUGAGUGAGAGACACUGCUAACUGCUUGAGGGGGUGCUCGCGCGUUGUACUUGUAAUUUGUAUUGCCUUCAGUUCACCCCCCUCACCUCCCAAAUUCCCGUCUUCCUUGCGUGUAUGUAUAUUGGUUUGGUUGCUGUGACUUUUUUUGAGUCUAUGGAGAUAGAGGAGCCAUUGGUGUUUGGUGUGC